AGUUGACUCAUUUGUUAUUUUUCAGUUGCACCAGUUGUGUGUUGUAGUUUUCCGAUUGUGUGUUGUUCAGUAUUGUUCAGUGGUGUUGUUUAACUUUUGUGAAACAAUUUAUUCAAAAUAAAGAACCGCCGAUAUCGGACCAUUAUAGCAUAUAGCUGUCGCAACUGACCGCACACUGAACUGUCGAAAUCAAGUGUUUCUAUGGAAAACUUUUUCAUUUUACAAGAUAUCUUCACGAAAUUUUGCAUGGAUUUUUGUUUAAAACAUUACCACAAUAUCUGAACAAAUUUUCCAUAUUGGACGACAAACUGAACGAUCAGAAUAAAGCUGUUGUAUGGAAAAGUUUUUUAUUUGUCAAGAUAUCUUCACGAAAUUCCCUCAUGAAUUAUUAUCCCAGCAAUGCUACAAUAUCCAGACAAAUUGUUCCAAUCAGACCACUGUAUCAUAUAGCUGCCAUACAAAUCGACCGAUCAAAAUCAAGUUCUUGUAUGGAAACUUUUUUAUUUGUUAAGGGUAUUAUCGGUGCAACUGAAGAUAACGUUUUUUCUUGUUAACGAAAUGGAAAUAAUAUAUUUACUUACUGAAUCAUUUUUGUUGGGAUAGCUUUGAGAUCUUAUUUAGAAUUACUAAUUUACGUAUUAAAUAAGAUAAAAAUUUGUCUGCUUUGAAAAUACACCUUGUGUAUUUAAUAAUAUAAUAUUUGUCACGAGAAAAUAUUUCGGAAAUGGCAUUACAACAUCGAGAAGUUGGAGUCAGCGAUUUCGUGCUCCUUGACCAAAUAACAAUGGAUAAAUUUAUGGACAACCUAAAAAGAAGGUUUCAAAAUGGUCAUAUAUAUACCUACAUAGGUGAAGUUUGUGUAUCCAUGAACCCAUAUCGGCAAAUGAACACUUAUGGAUCUGAUGUAAUAAAUAUAUAUAAAGGUCGGGAGUUGUUCGAGAAUCCCCCUCACCUUUAUGCUAUCGCUGACGCUGCAUACAGGAUUUUAAAGCAACGGCAUCAAGAUACAUGUAUCCUUAUAUCCGGAGAAUCUGGUGCGGGUAAAACUGAAGCGUCAAAAAUUAUUAUGAAAUAUAUUGCAGCCGUUACUAACAUACAUGGACAAAAUGAAAUUGAAAGAGUGAAAAAUGUGCUAUUGCAAAGUAAUUCAAUCCUUGAAACAUUUGGAAAUGCAAAAACAAAUCGGAAUGAUAAUUCCAGCCGAUUUGGAAAAUAUAUGGAUAUUGAAUUUGACUAUAAAGGAGACCCGGUUGGGGGCAUAAUCACUAAUUAUUUGCUAGAAAAGUCUCGGGUGGUGCAACAACAACCGGGAGAACGCAAUUUUCAUAGCUUCUAUCAGCUCUUGCGUGGUGCUAGCGAUAGUGAAUUGCAACUAUAUAAUUUAUCAAAAGAUCCCAGCAGAUAUCAUUAUAUGAAUCAAGGUAGUAUGGACGUACUUUCUGAAAAAGUAGAUUAUAAAGGCACAAACAAUGCUUUUAAAACACUGGGAUUUACUACUGAAGAACUGCAAACUAUAUGGCAGAUUUUGGCAGCUAUUCUACAUUUGGGAAAUAUUGAGUUUCAAUCAAUCGAAGAUGAUCUUGUUAUAAGUAACAAAUCGCAUUUACAAUUUGCGUCCAAAUUAUUGCAAGUAACAGAAAAUGAGCUUUCCAAUUCGUUGACAACACGAAUUAUUGCUGCUGGUGGUAAUGUUAUGCAAAAGGAACAUGAUGCCACGCAAGCUGAAUAUGGAAAAGAUGCUUUGGCUAAAGCAAUAUACGACCGUUUAUUUUCCUGGAUUAUUUCCCGUAUAAAUCGGGCUAUCCUAUUUCGUGGUUCGAAAACUCAAGCACGUUUCAAUUCAGUUAUUGGCGUUUUAGACAUUUACGGAUUCGAAAUUUUUGACAACAAUAGUUUUGAGCAGUUUUGUAUAAAUUAUUGCAAUGAAAAAUUGCAACAAUUGUUUAUAGAACUGGUACUUAAACAGGAGCAGGAAGAAUACCAAAGAGAAGGUGUAGAAUGGACGAAUAUUGAAUACUUUAAUAACAAGAUAAUAUGCGAUCUCAUUGAAAAACCACAUAAAGGUAUGAUAGCUAUAAUGGAUGAGGCUUGUCUCUCAGUGGGUAAAAUCAACGACGAAACACUGUUAGGUGCAAUGGAUAAAAAUCUUAGCAGCCAUCCUCAUUUCAGCAGUCGACAAUUGAAGCCAACGGACAAGGAACUCAAACAUCGCGAAGAUUUUCGAAUAACACACUAUGCGGGUGAUGUUAUUUAUAAUAUCAAUGGAUUCAUCGAAAAGAACAGAGAUACAUUGUAUCAGGAUUUCAAGCGACUAUUGCAUCACUCCAAAAAUGUUAACCUUAGCGAUAUGUGGCCUGAAGGCGCCCAGGAUAUAAAAAAAACAACGAAACGACCCCUUACAGCUGGGACACUUUUCCAACGCUCCAUAAUAGAUCUUGUAAAUACUCUUUUGAAAAAAGAACCCUUCUACGUUCGUUGUAUUAAACCUAAUGACAUAAAGAGUCCCACCGUGUUCGACGACGAACGUGUACAACAUCAAGUUCGCUACCUAGGAUUACUAGAGAAUGUGCGAGUCCGGCGAGCUGGUUUUGUGCAUCGUCAACGGUACGAUAAGUUCUUAUUGCGUUAUAAAAUGAUUUCUCAGUAUACAUGGCCGAAUUUCCGCGCCGGUACCGACCGUGAUGGCGUGCGAGUUUUGCUUGAGGAAAAAGGUUUCGGAAACGACGUAAAAUAUGGACAUACAAAAGUCUUCAUACGCUCACCUAAAACAUUAUUUUCUCUUGAGCAGCAGCGAAAUGAAAUGAUUCCUCAUAUUGUUACUUUGUUACAAAAGCAGGUGCGCGGAUGGAUUGCACGUCAAAAAUAUAAGAAAAUUAAGGCUGCACUUACUAUUAUGCGUGCAUAUAAGACAUACAAAUUACGAUUUUACGUACAAGACCUAUCUCAACGUUUUCGUAAUGCCAAAAAUAUUAGAGACUAUGGUCGAAGUGUCCAAUGGCCACAACCUCCAUUAGCAGGACGAAAUGCAGAGCCUCAACUCCGACGCAUUUUUAACUAUUGGAGAGCUUUUAUGAUCCUUCGUAAAUAUCCACGAGGUGAAUGGCCGCAAUUGCAAUUACAAAUAAUCGCUGCAGCUGCUAUAAAAGGUCGUCGAUUACAUUGGGGACAACAACGCAAAUGGAUUGGUGAUUAUUUAGCAAACUCGCAGGAUAACACAGGUUAUCAAGCUUAUAGCACCAACGUUAGAAACUUAAAGAACAGUGCAGCUUUUAAUAAUAUACUAUUUUCCUCAUUCGUUAAAAAAUACAACAAACACAAUAAAACUGCUGAUCGUGCCUUUAUUGUAACAGAUUCGGCGAUCUAUAAACUGGAUGGUGCUAAACAUAAAUUUAAAAAUAUGAAUCAUUCUUUAUCUAUCAAAGAUUUAACAUCCAUCAGUAUUAGCCCUGGACGCGACCAACUUAUUGUUUUCCAUUCUUCCGACAACAACGAUUUAGUUUUUGCUCUGAAAAGUGAAAUCUCUCAGUUAAAAGAGGAUCAUAUUGGUGAGCUUGUGGGAGUAAUAUGUAAAAAAUAUAUUGAUAUUUGUCAGCGAGAACUGCGUGUGGAUGUUAGCCCUACAAUUGCUUGCCGCUUAGGUGGAAAAUCACGAGCUAUUACAGUAAAAGGUGAACUAGGAGUUGAUAAUCCAAAUUUCCGACAUAUAGCGGGUAAUAUUGUUUUUGAAGUUCCACCGUCAUAUUGCGUUUAGGAAGUUCUUGAUUUGAGGUGUGCCUAUGCAAGUGCGAUUUAAAGUUAAAACACCGUUUUCUAUGUGAUGCAUUUUUUACAUACAUGUGUACAUGACUAGCUUUAUAUUUAUUAUUUAAAAGUAAACACGACUAACUAAAACUUAACUUUAUACAAUACGUAUUCACACAACUAAUUUAAGCGGUAUCUUGAUUUAAUUCUCCGUAUUCAAUGAUUUCCUUAUGAGAUACUCGUCUUUAUGAAAGUGUUAUUAGUAAAAAGAAUAAAAUGAUAAAAAACAAGAUUUUUAUAUAUCAUGAAAAACAAAUAUACCAAAGUUUACAUAUGAAGCUGAUUGUACAGAACUCAAUAAUUAUUUCAGAAACCAGUUAUAAAAUAUUUACGCUUUAAUAAAUUUGAUCGAUUGUAUAAAUGGUCUUGCAUACAUAUGUAGAUAAGAAAGUAAUUUUUUGUACACUACCCUGCAGUACACAACUAUAAAAUUAAUCUAAAUUGUUGUACUUAAAACGUGCCAUCAUAUAAGUACUUAAAAAUAAGAUAGCAAUUUAAUAGUGUGAUUUGUUGCUGUAACCGCAAAACUUCCUAAAACAACAAAAUUUACCAUUUAAAACAUAUCUACAGCUUAAUUGGGAAUUAAUUUUCGAUGAAACGAUACGCAUUUCACAAGAUAAUUCACAUACGCAAAAUAUAUAUAAGGCAAUAGAGUAUGCACACUUUUUUAUUAUUCAGUAGGCUUUCAAACAGAGUUUCAUAUUAUUUUAAUAUAAUUGUAUGUACUAUAUGUAUGUAUAUACAUAUGUUUUAAAGGAAACCAUUGUUGGGUGACAAGCCUUAAGCAAUGUUGCAUACUGUAGUUUUAAAAUUGUUUUAGGUGUUUAUACCUACACCUGUGUACACUAUAACUAAAUUUCAUUACAAAAAAAAACUAUGAAUUAUAAUAAAAUUAAUAUUGCUAUAUGAUUGGGGAUAAAUUUGUUGAUUAUUUUAUUUAAUAUACGUAGAUAUCUUCUUAAUAAUUAUUAUUCCGAAAUUCGAAAAAUGUGAAUUCACCGGCGCUUUCCUUAAAAGUGCUAGUAUAAAAAUGGCUCAAACGAAUCGCUAUUUUUCGCAUAAGUCACAAAUAGUAAUUUUCAUAGUAUUUGAACACAAUUCAACAAUUAAUUCAUUUGAUUUUUAUAAUAAGAUAAUUUGAUUUUUAUAAUUUUAUUAGUGUGUAUAUACAUGAGCUUUGACCUGUAUGAUCGCUUCCUGUCAGCCAGCAGCACCUAAACUAUUUUGAACCCCUUGUCUUCUUUUCACUUGUAAUUCUGCGUGACAUUCCUCCUCGUUCCGUGCUCGCUUCGAUCCCAUAAUGUAUUUCGCACCCCGUUACUUUAAACGAAUGAAUAGGGAGAGACAACAAAGUAUUCCGGGUUUUAAGGUAUUCAAAUUUUGAAAUCUAUAAAAUUCACUCACCAAAUUUCCUUAGAAAUUAUAAUUUAAUGGAGGAGACUACCAUGUUUCGGGUUAUGGCGAAGUCAAACGGCAUAAGCACAAAACAGGACUUGGAAUCGUAAUAUGUGCCUUCAAGAACUGUUCCUUAAGAAUUCGUCUUUAGUGAAUUAGUCCUUUUUACCGGAACUGGGCGCAAUAUGGCGGAGCAAACUCACACCCUUUUACAUUUAUUAUCUACUAUAUAAACCAACCGACCUGAAAUACUUUCCUCAAUAAGGGAUACUUACAAUUAUUUUACGGUUUUUAGUUUGUCCUAAGCGCGCAAAUUUGAUUUUCGGCCGAAUGUUCUGAAAAUCUAAUAGAAACACGGCACGGUUACAUAAAUUCAUUCCUUUUGCAUUACUAUUUACGAAAAUAAUGUGUAUCGUAAAAUAAGUAUAAGUGGCCGUCUUGGUAUAUUAUUUCACUUUCUUAGUAUUUCACGACAGAGCAUGCCUAAUAUUCAGUUCCUCCUGAAAAUAGUCGUUCCUUACCUUUUAGAAUUAAAUUUAAGACUCUAAAUAUAAAUCGGUGGUGUCUGACCUAUCUCGCAAUUUAAGUGCAAUAUGCACAUAUACAUAUUCAUUUUAAAUUAGUUGGGCAACAUACAGUGUGUCAAUAAAAAUGCGAAACUUUUAGAUUAAUUUAGUUUAGUUUAGUAUACAGCAUUGUGAACAUAUUUUGGUCAUAAUUUAACAUAUUUUAAAUAGAAAUAAAAUAUGUUCAAAUUAGGUUAGACAAGUAAUAGGCAGUCGAUACAUAUACUUAAUUUGUAUCCAACUUUGUGAACUAUUUUAAAUUUUCUCCUGAUUUUGCAAAGAAGCACCACAUUGUACCUAUUUAUGUAUAUUUUUAAGCAUGUACAUAAUACAUCUGUAUAUUGAUUAAUUUAUUAUCAAAUAAAGACGAUACAACCGAAAGGAUAAAAUAA
Molecule: messenger RNA, 6154 nt
Organism: Bactrocera oleae (olive fruit fly)
Lineage: Eukaryota; Metazoa; Arthropoda; Insecta; Diptera; Tephritidae
Gene: Myo31DF
Product: Unconventional myosin ID
Biological process (GO): actin filament organization; vesicle transport along actin filament
Cellular component (GO): microvillus; actin cytoskeleton; plasma membrane
Molecular function (GO): ATP binding; actin filament binding; microfilament motor activity
Source: RefSeq, a predicted model, not a curated record